AUGGCUGAAAUUAGCAACGAUCCCGCCCCUCCAAGCGGCGUUGAUAUCUUGAAACCUUCAGUUGCCCGAAUGUACGAUUAUUAUCUUGGUGGAAAAAACAACUUUGCGUCAGAUAGAGCUGCUGUUCUUGCUGCCAAAGAGGCGAACCCGCAAAUCUUUGAGAUGGCUAUUGAAGGUCGCCAUUUUUUACGCCGGGUUAUUCGAUAUAUGUGCUACCAGGGAAUUGAUCAAUUUAUUGAUAUAGGCUCUGGCCUGCCCAGUGCAGAUAACACGCACCAAAUAGCCCAGAGAGUUAUCCCUAGCGCCCGUGUUGUCUACGUGGAUAUUGACGAAGCUGCUGUUGCCUAUGGCCAGCAAAUACUCAGUGAAAAUCCGUCAACUACAUUUAUACACGGAUCAGUGCUUGAACUAGAUCAUAUUUUGGGUCAUCCAGAAACCAAGAAUCUUAUUGACUUUUCGAAGCCAGUUGGUGUUGUAAUGAUGGGACUGGUACAUUUCUUUUCAAUUGACACCGGCCGCGACAUUUUCUCAACCUUGAGAAAGAAUCUCGCUCCAGGCAGCAUGAUUAGCAUAACUCACGGCGUAACAGAUAACCUAAGCGAAGAGGUAGUGCAGAAGGUUCUCGCUGCAUAUGCAAGAACGCCUACACCAUUGAUUAUGCGACCACUGGCCGACGUUGAACAAAUCAUAGAAGGCUUUGAGGCUGUGGAGCCAGGUGUUACUUUGAUUCAUGAGUGGAAGCCGGAUAUGGCUGAAGAGGGAGAGGCUGAGCCUCCGAAAACAUAUGUUUGGGGAGGAGUUGUGGUGAGGGUAUAG
This is a messenger RNA of Trichoderma asperellum CBS 433.97, 816 nucleotides long. RefSeq lists its product as uncharacterized. NCBI's taxonomy places the organism in Eukaryota, Fungi, Ascomycota, Sordariomycetes, Hypocreales, Hypocreaceae. The record is from RefSeq and is a predicted model, not a curated record.